GCUUAAUUGGAAAAUUAUCCUUGUUCAUUGGGCCAACAGUGACUCCUAGUGGUUAAUUUAUGCAUUAAUUUUAAAGAACAGUAGAUUUUUUUCUUUGUUUAUUCUAUGGUUACCUAGCAACACCCUGCGAGAUGAGACAACGUUACAUUAUAAAGAAACCCGGAGAAAAUCUUUAAAAUAGCGCCCUCGGAAAGCAGAAUGAGUUUUCACGGUGUCAAUGGAAAGAAAGGUUGAGAUUAAAUUGCACCCGUUUGAAACUCCCUGCGUCUGGCUGUUCAAUCCGAGAGGCCGCUACAGGAAAAACUCACGCAAGAGAUCAGAUCUUUCUGCAGUGAAGCUGACACCAUCCCAUCUCGAAUGAAGCUGUCUCCUCUCGCACCAAUGAUCUCACACAGGCAAGAUAAAGCAUAAAGUUAAAACGGACAAUCACAAGAAGAAGCUCACAGCAUAAAUGAAUUGACGUAGUGUCAAGGGAUCGUUAAAAAGUCUUCUGUGAACCCAAAGCAGUUACAGAAAGCGAAUAAAAUGUCACUUCCAACAGAGAAAACGGAAAAUCCUGUUGACAUGCCGUCUAGUUCUAGAGAAAGAAAACUAACAGAAAAAGGCCAAGAGAUGCACAUUCAAGAGAACAAAAAACGUGAGAAAGCGUUUCACAAAGUUUAUGAUUCUUGGAAGUGGGUAGCAAGAGAAACUAGGAAAAAACUAAAGGCCCUCUGUAUAUUAGAAGAACUCAAUGAUUUACAGGAAAGCAUUCAAGCAAAGUACGAUGCUGUAAGACUGCAGUAUGAACCCAUUCUACGUAACAGUAACAUCGCAGCAGAGACUGUCAAAAAGAUGGAAGCCUGUGUUACACUCACAAAAGAAAUCUGUAACCUCAUAAACAAUCGUAUAGAGACUAUUGAUAAAGAUUAUAAUAGUCAUCUCGAGAAAGAAAGAGUAAGAGAAACAUUAAACAAAGAUGAAUAUGGAUCUAUCUUUGGUCACACUCAAACUGAAACCAUAAACUCAUCAAAGUCAUCGGAGAGUCCAAGCAGACAUUCCAGUUCAUCUAGUACUAAUAACAGCAAGGCAGAUGCACAAGCAGAGCUUGCUGCUAAAGUGGAGCAAUCAAAGGCUACAAGGGAAAUUCAAGCACAGCAAGCACAACUCCAAAAAUUAGAAAAUGAAUGGAAACUUAAAGAGUCAAAAUGCUGUCAGAAAUGAAGCAAAAGGAAGUGGAAAUGCAACAACAGCUAGAACUAGAAAGAGCAAAACUGCAGUGGUUAAAAGAAGAAAGAAAAUAGCUGUAGCAGCAGCUCGUGUGAGAGCAUAUGAGGAAUUUGAACACUGUGAAAACAAUGUUGAAGAAUUUGAAGAUAUUAAUUACAGAACUAACCCUGUCUUCUCUAGAGAUAAACCCUGCUUAAAUCCAGAUGCUGCAUCAUUCCAACCUUACCAAUCAGCUCCUGAGGUGACAAUAAAUUCAGAAACAUCCAAUCUAGCUGAAGCAUUAGCCAGCUCAUUAAGUAUGAGUCGCUUGCCAGUCCCUGAACUCACAGUACCUUUGAGGUUUACUGAUUGGAAGAUGUCAUUUAUGACUCUUAUUGACAGAAAACCAAUCCCAGCAAGUGAGAAAAUGUUUUAUCUCAGAAAUUAUCUUGCCGGAGAAGCACGCAAAGCUAUUGAAGGUUUCUUUUAUCGAGACACAAAAAGUGAAGCAUGGAAAGUCUUACAAGACAGAUAUGGAAACGCGUUUAUUAUACAGAAAGCCUUCCGUGAAAAGCUUGCAAGAUGCCCAAAGAUCAACGCAAAUGACUCACUUGCGCUACGUGAGUUUUCUGACUUCCUCCAAGGUUGCAAAGAAGCAAUUCCACAUGUGAAGGGACUAGCUAACCUCAAUGACUGUGAAGAGAACCAUAAAUUGCUCAAAAAAUUGCCUGAAUGGAUUGUUCGCAAGUGGAGUCGAAUAGUUGUAGAGGAACUUGAUAGAUCAGGUGAUUAUCCAGAUUUUAAAUGCUUCACAGAGGUUUUAAGCAAAGAGGGAAAAAUAGCCUGUAAUCCCAUCGCCUCACCCCUUUUGGGGGGAAAUUUCAAGUUUCCAGAUGAUAGAACCCCAAACAGAGCCAAAACUUUCAACACAAAUGCACAACAAAAAGGUUCCAGUCAUGGGACACAAGAUACAAAUAACUGUAAACCAAAAUCAACUUGUUAUGUUUGUAAAAGUGAAGUCCAUAGCAUCACCGGCUGUCCUACUUUCGCAUCAAAAAGUGUUGAAGACAAAAGGACAUUCAUACAUGAAAAUCGGCUCUGCUUUGGGUGCCUAAGAAAAGGUAACGUGACAAAGGAUUGUAAGAGACGACACACGUGCAAUGUAUGCAGACGUCGUCAUCCAACCUGCUUACAUGAAGAGAGGAAGGAAAGACCUGUGGAGACAACAACAGAUAGCUCCACUUCCACAGAAGAACAUGCUAGUCAAGAAACACACAGAGUUGUGUCCCAUACAUCAACACAGCAUGCUUCUGCCACCACCAGUAUUGUACCAGUACUUGUGUCUUCAUUACAAGAACCGCACAAAAAAAUACUAACAUAUGCGAUGCUGGACACACAGAGUGACUCAACAUUUGUGUUAGAAGAUGUCAUUGACAGAUUGAAUGUGGAUUUCCAUCCAACAAAGUUGAUGGCUUAGUUAGUGUCCCAUCAGUAGAGGAAGCCAAGAAACUGAUCAUUGAGUCACAGAGUUGUGUAAA
Messenger RNA from Poecilia reticulata (guppy), 2726 nucleotides. NCBI's taxonomy places the organism in Eukaryota, Metazoa, Chordata, Actinopteri, Cyprinodontiformes, Poeciliidae. The record is from RefSeq and is a predicted model, not a curated record.